AAAGAUAUAUCUGUUCAUCCCCAUCACUCCUACGGCGGCCUUCAAAAUGUUGGGGCUUUCAAGCGAUCCCUUCUUCUUCUUAGGCUUUAGCACAAGAGAAGCCGCGAACAUGCAUAUAGUGUAUAUGGUUUGCUGCCUGGGCGGCAAGCGCUGGCUAAGCUACCUCCAGCGCUGUUGGUGCCGGCCAGGAGCCAUUGGCUCCUUAUCCCCACCUAGCACCAAAGCGCUGGCGUGAAGUAGAUUUAGAUAACAAAGCCGCAUCUGUACCCCUUUUAGCAUCGAGGCACACUAAAAUACCGCGACGGAGAUAUUGGGCUGAGCCAGUUCCAGAGUGCCUGAACAGUGCCCGGAAACACGCGUGACCCUGCUGCCACAACAAAGGGCGGUUUUAAGUGGAGCUUCUAGUUAACUUGAACGGAACUUAAAACAGGUUUUGAAGGAGGGAUGCGGAGAAAUAGGCUGGCGACGUCCGGCGUCAACGCAUGCAUGCGGCAGCUUCCGUGUAAGCUCCCGGACCUGGCAGAGUUGCUGCAACAUCUCCCGCAGUACGGUUACCUGGGCAAGCGGGAUCUGGCGUCGGGCUUCCACCACUGCGUGCUGGCACCGGAGGCACGCCGCUUCAUGGCGUUCCGCAACCCGGCAACGGGCGCUUUGCAGCGGUACGUGGCCCUGCCGUUCGGCGCCAGCCAGAGCCCGGCGAUCUUUUGUGAGCUCACAGCGGCAGCGACCACCAUCUUCCAGUCAGAGUGCGACCGGCGCGGGCUGCAGGUCCGCAUUUUCACGUACUGCGACGACUUCAUGAUCAUCGGGCAGCAACACGCGGACGUGGUGGGCGCUUUUGCGGUCAUGGACGUGCUAGGCGCGGAACUCGGCUUCACCUGGAAGCUAGAGAAGGACCAAGGGCGGGACACAGCAUGCCAGCAGCUGGAGUUUCUGGGCAUGAUGUUUGACACGGUGCGGCUAGAGAUGCGCAUCACGCCGGACAAGCGGCAGCGAUACGCAGCAGCGAUACGCGCGCUGCUGGACGCAGCGGAGCAAGGGGCGGUGCAGCGGCAGGAUCUGGAGUCAAUCGCGGGCAAGCUGACUUUCGUGGCGCGGGCGUGCCGCUGGGGUUACACUUUCCUGCAGAGCGUGUACGACGCCCUGUUCUCGCUGCAGCAGCCGGCACCACGCGUCUUAUCGCUGGAGCCGGCGGCGCUCGAGGACCUGCAGUGGUGGUGGGAGGUCCUCAGGGCGGACUCCUCCGUUUCGGAUGGCGCCCGGCAAUGCACGGUCGCCGAGUUGGAACUGGUGCGGGGGGAGUUCGCUGACGCUCAGAACGGCGCCGUAAUCUUCACAGACGCCAGCGGGGCAGGCUUCGGCGCUGCGUGGGAGGAGGCAGAGCUACAGGGGGUGUUCAGCGCACAGCAGCGUCAGUCGCACAUCGCUUGGCUCGAGCUGACGGCGGUGGUGAGGGCGCUGCAGACAUGGGCGCCGCGGCUGAAGGGCCGCAGGGUCCUGGUACGCUGUGACAACACGCAGGCCGUUGCCGCAGUCAACCACGGCUCCACGCGCGUUAAGGAGGGGCGCAGCUUGUGCAGACAGCUGGCAGAGCUGGCGAUGCAGGCGGGUUUCGAAGUGCGCGCGGAGCACAUUGCGGGUGUUGUGAACACGCGAGCCGACCGUCUCAGCAGGCAGCUGGCGCAGGCGCGCGACCAGAACCUGCGCCUGAAGCCAGCUGUGUUCCGCAGCCUGGUCACCACGGACGGCGGCCAGUAUCGGCCCACGGUCGACUGCUGCGCAGACGUUCUGGGCCUCAACGCGCAGCCGGGUUGCGCCGAGUUCUUCAGCCCAGAGCGAUCUGUGUUGGGCCAGGAGCAGCGGUUGGCGGGCAAGGUGCUAUGGGCGUUUCCCCCGGUGUCGCUGACUGGAGAGGUGCUGGCGACGAUAGCGGCAGCAGCACAGCUAGACGAGCGGACGCGGGCGACAGUGGUUGUGCCGUACCAGCCCAGCUACCCUUGCUGCAUCGGCGCCAAGAAGUCAGCUUAUCCAGGAGGCUGGUUGCAGUGCACGGACUGCACGCUACGGGCGGUCGGGAUUGGUAGCAGCGGUAGCGAGGCAGCCCGGGCCCUGGCGGACGAGUGGGUGGCCGCCACUGGCAGCGCAGUAGCAGAAGGCUCGGCGGGGGUCUAUGCGACAGGCCGGCGGCGCUACGUGGGUUUCUGCAGCAAGGUCCUAAACCUGAGCGAGGCAGCAGCACUACCGCCGGGGAAGAAGGGAGACCUCAACCCCCACGCAGUGUGCCUUUUCCUGAUGCAGGCAAGCCAGCGGCUGGCGUACAAGACCCUGCAGGGCAACAUCAGCGCACUGGCGGACUGGCAGCGGUCGAAGGGGCGCAGCGGCGAGGACCUCAUCAGCCAGCACCCGCUGGUGCGCCGGACGAUGGCGACCCUGCAGCGGGGCAGCGGCGGCUCGCAGCAAAAGGCGUCGCUGCCUAUCUCCCUGCUACGGCGGCUAAUCGCCUGGCUCGCACAGACGGCGGGUCUACAGCCGAACCGCGCGGAGGAGUGCAGCCGCGACGCGUGCUGGCUGGCGCUGGGUUUCUUCGGGAUGCUACGGCGCAGUGAACUGGCGGGACUGGCGUUGGCAGACGUCUCGCAGCAGAAGGCAGAGGGCCCCGUGACACUGACGGUGCGCCGCAGCAAGACCGACCAGCAGGGGCUAGGCGCGCAGGUGCAGCUGGCGGCGACCACCCAGGGCAGUAAGGUGCCAAUCGGCAGAAUUGUGUCUCGUCUGCGACGUGGUGGGGCAACAACGGCGGCGAACGCGGGCGUGCCGCUAGAGGACAUCCAGGAGCAUGGACGCUGGAAAUCGGACGCCGUGCGCCUGUAUAUCAAGAAGUCGGGAUUGGAGAAGCGGCGGACGACAGAACGUAUGUAGAAGGGAAGGGUACGGGUUUUUUUGGGGAGCCCGCUGGGAUCUGAGUGCCAGCAUAGGUGGGGCUGAAUUAGGCGGGCAGCGGCCGGGGGGUCCGGCGAGUUUCGAGCUGUCAGUGACGAGAGGGAAUGGUGUGGGGGGUGGUCUCUGCCCGGCAAGUAGGAAUGGCCGGGCAGACCCGUGUCGGUUAAUAGGCGGCGUAGAAAUUUGACGGCCGCGGGGCUGGGGCCAAGGGAAGCGGCGUGCGACAGGUGUAGGCACGCCGCCCAAGUAAGGGCACAGCCGCUUACUCCCCAUAUCCAUUUGCCCUCCCCGGGUGAUGAACGCAUGCAAACGUGAGCAAGACGAGAUCAUGACUUUCAAUGCGGGCGGUUUGUUGAAAACGCUGUAAUUGGUGGGUGAUUGCCGCGACUACGAAGCCCGCCCUCAGCAGCCCUCCAUCUCAAAGGGCGGUUUUAAGUGGAGCUUCUAGUUAACUUGAACGGAACUUAAAACAGGUUUUGAAGGAGGGAUGCGGAGAAAUAGGCUGGCGAGUAAGAGCACGCGGGGUAGGCGAAGGCCGAGGAGAGAAAGGCGGUAAGAACCGCCGCGUGUCGAGAGGGCGCCUCAUGCGUGGACCUGGGAUGGAAGGCAGACUGUUCUGGUUGCGCUGGUACCGCUUGAGUUUUAAUUUACUUUGCGUUUGUAGCACGUAAACGGCUCUUGGAGCCGAGGGCUAGUUUUGUUUCCCCACCCGCCCACCCUACUUGUUUUUCUUUUCGUCCAUGUGUGGAGGGUUGUCACUGUAGCACAGCGGAGUGUUGAGAUCCGGUUAGUUUCUUUGUCCCGGGGGGUGGUCUCUGCCCGGCAAGUAGGAAUGGCCGGGCAGACCCGUGUCGGUUAAUAGGCGGCGUAGAAAUUUGACGGCCGCGGGGCUGGGGCCAAGGGAAGCGGCGUGCGACAGGUGUAGGCACGCCGCCCAAGUAAGGGCACAGCCGCUUACUCCCCAUAUCCAUUUGCCCUCCCCGGGUGAUGAACGCAUGCAAACGUGAGCAAGACGAGAUCAUGACUUUCAAUGCGGGCGGUUUGUUGAAAACGCUGUAAUUGGUGGGUGAUUGCCGCGACUACGAAGCCCGCCCUCAGCAGCCCUCCAUCUCAAAAGUUUACUGUGGGAAUGCGACUAAGCUUAGGGAGCUGUCACAUUAAGUUCCCCGCCUGCUUCAUUCGCUCGCUCGCUGAUCGGGACCAUGCGUGCUCAUGCCCUGAUACCUGCCCUGAUAUGAUGGAGACUGCCUUGUGUCUGUAGGGGGAACGUGGUAGGACUAGGGGUGUAGGCCUAGGGGAAGGGGUGAUAGGGCGGGUGACGGCGCCUGAGAUGCUCGUGGGCCCGGGUCGAGCAUACAGCGUGGACAGGCAAAGCAAUAGGGCCCAGCCAAGUAGGGCAGCUGGCUCGGGCAGGUGCGGAUUUGGCUGCGCCAGAUGGGGGAUUUGGCUGGGGCAGCUGGGGAUUUCGCGGGGGGAGGUAGGGAUUUGGCCGGGCCAGGUAGGGGAUUCGGCCGGGGCAUGUCGGGAUUUGGCCGGGCCAGGUAGGGAUGCGGCCGGGCCGGCUGGGAAAUGUCGCCGGGCCAGGUAAGAAUAUCUCGCGGC
Molecule: messenger RNA, 4542 nt
Organism: Chlamydomonas reinhardtii
Lineage: Eukaryota; Viridiplantae; Chlorophyta; Chlorophyceae; Chlamydomonadales; Chlamydomonadaceae
Exons: 4
Coding region: 445-2919 (824 amino acids)
Biological process (GO): DNA recombination; DNA integration
Molecular function (GO): DNA binding
Source: RefSeq, a predicted model, not a curated record